This is a messenger RNA of Pelagomonas calceolata, 1397 nucleotides long. The record is from the annotation of a GenBank genome assembly. NCBI's taxonomy places the organism in Eukaryota, Pelagophyceae, Pelagomonadales, Pelagomonadaceae.
ACCUGCAAAUUCGCCGCAACGCCUCGCUCGGCUCGUUGUGAAGGCAGACGCCGCUGCAAGUGCGUCGCAUAUAUACGUUGUUGACUGCUACGCGCCGCUAAGGUUGCCAAAGCAGCUGUCCGCGCUGCUGGACGGGUUGCACAAAAGAGCGUCUGACGUUUGGUGCGCCGCAAGCGCGGCAACGAUGGCCCGCUGGACCCUCGCCCUCCUCGCCGCGACGCACGCCUUCCAACCACAUGCACCGGUACAAAGGUUACGACCGUUACGAGUAGAGGUCUUCGACGAGGCGACUUUGCUCGUAGAGCAGGCCGUCGAAUGGAGCCGAGACGAGCACCCGCUCGCCGAACCCUGCGUCUGCGAGACGGCGGAGCCGAUCGUGACGUCGACCAUCUUCUGGAGUGUGGUCAAUGAUGCCUGUCAGUUUCCUGCGAAAGAAGCUAAUAUCAUCUUCGAUAAGGAUGAUUUCCCGGUGGACGAGUGGUCCGACAUGGUGUCGGGUCUGGGUAUUGAAGGUUUAACUUGUGAGGUGGAGGACGACGCUCCUUUACCUUGCGUGAAAGUGACGGUUGAUUGGUCACCGGAAGAUGCUGGGUUCGUGAGCGACGAGAUGGCGGACGCUUCUGUAGAAUCCCUGAAGACCUGGGUGCAGGACGUCAUCGUCGACUCGAAGGUCUGCCCCUUCACGCGUUCCGCCGAGGUCGCGGCGACAGGACUAGAAAACCAAGGCGUCGAGAAGGGCCCCAUCAUGUACCCCGUCUGCGGCGCCGUCGGGUCAGGUGGCGCUGCUUUAGUUAGAGUUCUGAGGGCCUUCUGGGGGUCUUCCAUAGACAUGCUCUCGCAGCCGCCCUCACAGGCUUCUACAGUACUUUUAAGUGUACCGGCGUAUGCGGAACGGGACCACGACGCCUUCGUUGACAUGACACAAGUCGUCGUGAAGACCCUGAAGCACAUCGGCGCGGAGCACCAACUCUCACUAGUAUUUUUUCAUCCCGAUUAUGAGAGAGAGGUGAUAGAACCGGUGGACUCGUUCACGCACGGCCACCUGCCCCCCCAAAAGUGGCUGCGGGCCUACGUGCGGCUCACGGAGGGCGAGGAGGUCGCUACGGGGUUGAGCGAGGCUCAAUUAAAACACGCCGACUAUCAAAGGAGGGCGCCCUUCACGAUGAUAAACAUUUUACGCUCGGAGCAGGUCGAGGCCGCCGAGGCGGUCGUCCCCUGGGAGGUCAUCGAGCCCGAGCCCGAUAGGCGGGUGCGCGUGUCCGGCGCGCGCGUCUACGCGAAGAACAUCUGGCGCUUCGCGACGGACGCGUCGGAGCGGACGGUGGACGGCUACAAGUACCUCGUGACGGGGGGCAAGGCCGGGAAGGGGCCGGCGGUCGGGGUUUCGUAAGAUCUAU